AUGGACAUUGAUUCUGACACAUUAGCAUCACUAGCUGGUAUAUCAAGUUUAGAUGAAGAUUUAAUGGAACGAUUACGUUCAAUAACAACGAGUAAUCGUGAAGAUUUAAUUGCACAAUUUCGUGCAACAACUAAUGCAAUGCUAACCGAUGAAGGGUGUAGAUUCUUUCUAGAAAUGAGUAAUUGGAAUUUAAAUGAAGCUAUAUUGGCUUAUUAUGAUGCUGAAAUGCCAACAGAUAAACUUCCUCAAAUGCGUUUUAUUGCUGAUGUCACUGUAGGAGAAGGCGAAGCCAUUCCGCCUAGUACACGAUUUGUUAAAACGUGGCGAAUUGAAAAUUCUGGUAGCGAACGAUGGCCCAAUAGUUGUUCAUUACGUUUUGUUAAUGGUGAUCGUUUACAAGAUCGAGAUGAAAUCUAUGUUAGUGCAUUAUCGCCCGGUGAACAAACAAAUAUUUCAGUUAAUAUAGCGAGUCCAAAUGCAUCACGUAUUAUUCGAUCACAAUGGCGACUAUUUACACCGGCUGGCGUGCCAUUUGGAGAUCCUAUUUGGCUUAUCGCCAGUGUUGAAGAAGGAGGAUUGAUGGGUAUUACUCAACAACUUGAACAGUGUCAUUCUCUUGGUAUGAACAUGAAUUAUCCAUCAUACAUGAACAAUUCAGCAGGUGCACAAUCAUCGUCAUUGCAUUCUACUCAAUAUAUCGAACCAAGUUCACAUCCAAAUAUGACAAGUGGAGCUGGAUGGAUAAAUUAUCCGCUUGCAUAUGCUCGAACAACAGCAAAUGUUCAUCAAUCACCGGUUGAUCCGUCACCGUCAUCAAAUGGAAGAAUGGAUGAUAGUUCUUUUGAUGCAUAUUAA
Messenger RNA from Rotaria socialis, 855 nucleotides. The record is from the annotation of a GenBank genome assembly. NCBI's taxonomy places the organism in Eukaryota, Metazoa, Rotifera, Eurotatoria, Philodinida, Philodinidae.